Molecule: messenger RNA, 1439 nt
Organism: Phlebotomus papatasi
Lineage: Eukaryota; Metazoa; Arthropoda; Insecta; Diptera; Psychodidae
Product: glutamate-rich WD repeat-containing protein 1
Exons: 2
Coding region: 72-1415 (447 amino acids)
Molecular function (GO): protein binding
Source: RefSeq, a predicted model, not a curated record
CCCAGAAGAGUAAACACGUGUGUUUGUUGUGAUUUGUUUUUCUGAGGAAAUCUGUGAAAAAAUCCCGUGAAAUGGACGUGGAGGAACAAAAUCAGAUGGACUUGGAUGAGGAGGAGUCUGCAGAUGAGGAAUCUAGUGAAGAGAGUGAAGAGGGCGAAGUGUAUUUACCGGGAAAACCGCUGGAGAAGGAUGAAGAGCUCGUUUGCAAUGAAGAUGCGUAUUUGAUGCUUCAUCAGGCUCAUACCGGGGCUCCCUGUCUCAGUUUUGACAUCAUCCCGGAUGACUUGGGUGAUCGUCGAGAAGAAUACCCCCUGACGGGGUUCCUCGUGGCUGGGACUCAAGCUGCCAGGACGCAUGUAAACAAUGUUAUCGUGAUGAAGAUGAGCAACUUGCACAGAACCAGCAAGGACAGGGAUCCCGAAGGGGAGGCAGAGAGUGAAGAGGAUGAGGAGGAGGAAGAGGAGAUUCCAGCUGAGAAAAUGCCACAGAUGCACUGUGCUCUGACCAAGCACCAAGGCUGUGUAAAUAGAAUCCGUGCCACUCGCCACAGCAAUUCAGUUCUGGCUGCAACAUGGAGUGAAUUGGGUCAAGUGAAUAUCUGGAAGCUCAAUCAGCAGCUGACACUGGUAAAUGAUCCGGGAUCCUUGGCCAGUUGGGAGAAGUCGGGGGAGGGGAAUCGCGUGAAACCACUUUUUACGUUUUCCGGGCACCAGAAGGAGGGAUUUGCAAUGGAUUGGAGUCCGACGGUUUCUGGAGUGUUGGUUACUGGAGAUUGUCGGAGGGAUAUCCAUGUGUGGCAACCGGGAGAGGCGGGAACGUGGGCUGUUGAUCAGCGGCCACUGAUUGGCCACACAGACUCUGUUGAAGAUCUUCAGUGGAGUCCCAAUGAGAGGAGUGUCCUGGCUUCGUGUUCUGUGGACAAGAGUAUCAGGAUCUGGGACACCAGGGCAUCUCCGGCCAAAGCCUGCAUGCUCACCUGCGACUCUGCUCAUGAUAGCGACGUAAAUGUCAUCAGCUGGAACAGGAAUGAACCACUGAUUGUCAGUGGAGGAGACGAUGGAGUCCUCCAUGUUUGGGAUCUCAGAACCUUCUCCUCCAAGACUCCAAUCGCCACCUUCAAGCACCACACCAAUUACAUCUCCACUGUGGAGUGGCAUCCGACGGAUUCGAGUGUCCUGGCUUCGGGAGGAGCUGAUGAUCAGAUCGCUCUGUGGGAUCUCUCCGUAGAACGAGAUUCCGCAGAAAAUGGAGAUGAGGAAACAAGUGAGGAGCUGAAGAAUCUCCCACCACAGCUCCUCUUCAUCCAUCAAGGACAGAAGGACAUCAAGGAGCUCCACUGGCAUCCACAGUUGCCUGGAGUUAUCCUCUCCACGGCCAACAGUGGCUUCAACAUCUUCCGAACGAUAAGCGUUUAAUAAAAAACAAAGAUUUCCAAGAGA